GGUGAACUCGCGCCGCGCUACGAAAGUUGUAAUUUUCCAUAAGUUGGUUGCCAACAUUUUGGCUUCACCUGUAAUGUAUAUUUCACUUUCAUAAUUAUUAUUUGGUGAUACGUUCGAGGCGUCUUUCUUUUGCUUUAAUUAUUAAAAUGGCAGAGUACAAUGGUUCUGCUGCUGCAGGCCACCGGCCGCGGCGAAGCAGCUCGAUCGCAAACCAUAGUCAAAGAGGAGGAACAAAUUAUCACACACUCUACAGACGAGAUUCCAAUGUGUCGACGGCCAGCUUCAUGGAUGAUGUCGAGAUGGCACAUGACGAGAUGUUCUCGGGUGCCGUUUCUGAAUCGGUUCCCUCUAGUAUUGCAUCCUUCGCGCAUCGGCGGUCGCGAGCAGAUUCUACAGCAAGUUUCACAUAUUAUCAACAAAACGACGACGACGAGGAGCUUUCACGAAGUGCCGAGGACGAAGAUGACAGUGCGAUAAUAGACGAGGAAGACGAUGCUCAAUUUCAAGAGGAAGAUUCGGACUUGGAAGCUGCUGAAUUGGCUUUGAGAAGGACAUCAACUGUGGAAUCCAGAAGUUCCGUGCAUGAUCGAUUACUGCGCAGCGAUAGUGCAAGAACGGAUGGAAGUAAUCUUGGGCAAGGUCAUCGAACAAACCAAAAAAUAUACAUCAUUACAGAGGACCUUACCGUAGUAGUGGCAGGUUUUCGAACAAGUACAUCUGGGUUUGCGUUAUACUUGGCCAUUUGUAUACUUUCCUUUGGUCUUGGCUAUCUUUUGUUACGAUGGUUGCCGCGCUGGCAAGUCCGUAUCAUUGGCAUGCCAUCACCAUUGAGAGAAUGUGCUUGGGUAGUCAUUGAAGUCAGUAAUAAUCGUAUAUUCAAAUUCCAACACUCUUUCCAAACAACCCUUGUGCCCCGUUUAAACUAUAGCUACAGCCGUGCUGACUUCAUUUUUGUGCGUAGAACCAAUGGGGAGAAUUUGUUGUUCAGGAUGUCGAGUCAAAAGAAUAUGGACGGUCUCUGUCUACAGUCUUUGGCCUUUCCCAAAAGAAGUAUUCCAUGUCUUACGAUUAUGACGACGACCCCAUUUUGGACAAUCUACGUAUUCUUGACUACCGCUAUAUGCGGUUCUCAUUCAAUCCUUUGAAAGACAGGUUCGUCCUAUGUAACAGUGAGUAUUAUUUUUAUUUCUUUCCUUUGAGUUCCAAUAAACAGGGCGGAAGACCAAAUUUUGCAGUCUUGAAUGAUUGAGAAGCUGGGGAUCGUUGGAACAUACUUUGGCAUUCUCAGUGAACCCUUAAAAGCGAUUCAAUAUGCCAGAUAAAGUCAAUAUCCUAGAAAAAGUCUAGAUUCAACAAUCCGUCGUUGUAUUGCAGUCCGGACUAUUGGAAACCAUAGGCUACUUCGUGUGGAGCGUACUCUUACGAUCAUAACUGAACCAUACUAAUCGGAACUUUACAGGCUGGAAGGACCCGGCAUGGACUGAUGUGAAGUCCAUUCGUUCUGGAAUUAGUGGAGACGAGAAGGAGAACAGAGAGCUAGUUUUUGGGAAUAACAUGAUCGACAUCAAGCAGAAGACCGUUCCUCAACUUCUUGUAGAUGAGGUAUUUUACAUUCCCCCGCGUGAAGAGAAACUUACUAAAUAUUAUAGGCUUUCCAUCCAUUUUAUGUCUUUCAAGUGGCCAGUCUUAUUCUAUGGUCAAUGGAUCAGUACUACUACUAUGCUGCGUGUAUAUUCGUCAUAUCCGCUGUGAGCAUCACUACUACACUUCUUGAAACCAGAUCAGUGAGUACGCCCGACGGACCAUUAUUAUGUAUGCUAAUUAUUUGACCAAAGACAAUGAAACGAUUGAGAGAAAUAUCAAGAUUCGAAUGUGACGUUCGUGUCUUACGUAAUUCAUUCUGUGGGUUAUGCAGUUUUCCUCCCUUACAAACAUCAAUUAACUUUUUCAGGGCGCUAUGUUCCAUCGAGUGAACUUGUUCCAGGAGACAUCUACGAGGUUACGGAUCCGGCCUUAGGACAGUUUCCCUGUGAUAGUCUACUGCUUGCUGGUGAUUGCAUAGUCAAUGAAAGCAUGCUCACUGGUAAGUUCUACAAAGCUCGCGGAUAACACGUUUCUGACUUCUUUAGGCGAAUCCGUCCCUGUGUCUAAAGUUCCAGCUACUGAUGAAUCUUUGCGGCUCCUUAACCUUUCUGCUUCAUCUGUGGCCCCUGAUCUCGCGAAACACUUUUUGUUCUGUGGGACUAAAAUUAUCAGGGCACGUCGUCCUCAUGAUGAUAAUGAUGGCGAGGCAGUUGGGCUCGCCAUGGCUGUCAGGACCGGCUUCAAUACUACGAAAGGUGCACUGGUUAGAUCCAUGCUCUUCCCAAAGCCUUCAGGAUUCAAGUUUUACAGAGAUUCGUUCCGGUACAUAUCCGUCAUGGGAGGCAUUGCAAUGCUAGGAUUUGUUGCAUCGUUUAUCAACUUUGUCCAUUUGAACUUGGCAUGGCACUUGAUUGUUGUCAGAGCCCUCGAUCUGAUAACAAUUGUCGUUCCGCCAGCUUUGCCCGCCACACUUACAAUUGGAACCAAUUUCGCCUUGGGACGCCUUAGAAAGAAACAGAUAUUUUGUAUUAGCCCUCAAAGAGUAAAUGUGGGUGGAAAGCUCGACAUCGUAUGUUUCGACAAAACUGGAACGUUAACCGAAGAUGGUCUGGAUGUUCUUGGUAUUAGAGCUGUCCACCAGCCUGCAAAUAGAUUCAGUGAUAUUCUCACCGAUGCGCCAUCAUUGUUACCAGGAGCGGCUUAUGAACGCGACCCCACAGUCGACUACAACAUCCAUAAAGCCAUCCUUUACACAAUGGCGACAUGCCAUUCCCUCCGAGUUGUUGACGAUGAACUGAUGGGUGACCCAUUGGAUCUAAAAAUGUUUGACUUUACUGGCUGGUCUUUUGAGGAAGGACAGCACAACUCUGGCGAUACCGACGAUGAGGAGUCUGGAGGAUUGUCACCUUCAAUCGCCAGACCCCCGGUGGGCAUGGAAUAUGAUUUGGAUGAUCAAGAUAACGCCAAUAAAUCUCCUAUCGAACUUGGCGUUCUCAAAUCUUUCGAGUUUGUCUCCCAGCUUCGCCGAGCCAGUGUAAUCGCUCGAAAGUUUGGGUCUCAAGGAUGUGAUGUUUAUGUAAAGGGUGCUCCUGAAUGCAUGAAAGACAUUUGCAAAGCGGAAAGCUUUCCCAGUGACUACGAAGAUCUUCUCGCUUAUUAUACCCAUAGAGGCUUCCGUGUCAUUGCCUGUGCUACGAAACACAUCAAGAAGAUUAAUUGGGUUAAGAUGCAGAAAAUGAGCCGCGAAGACACGGAAUCGGAAUUGAACUUUAUUGGGUUUAUUAUCUUUGAGAACAAGCUUAAGCCAAGCACAGCCGGUGUAUUGGAUGAAUUGACUGAAGCUGGUAUUAGAAAAGUCAUGUGUACAGGCGACAAUAUCUUGACGGCCAUUAGCGUCGCCCGGGAAUGCAACCUCAUCGACAAGACCGCUCAUUGCUUCGUGCCUCACUUCAUAGAAGGCAACUUGCUAGAUCCAAAAGCUCGAUUGUCAUGGGAGAGUAUUGACAAUGGCAUUUAUAAACUCGACGACCAAACUCUAACGCCACUUCCUCCACCGGUGGAAGGCGACGCCUCGUUACCUUAUGAUAUAUCUAAUCUAAGGAAUUACUCUUUAGCUGUCAGCGGAGAUGUCUUCCGCUGGAUUGUGGAUUUUGCGCCCACAAGCGUUCUUCAAAGAAUGUUAGUCUGUGGUCAAGUAUUUGCGCGGAUGUCACCUGACGAGAAGCAUGAGCUAGUGGAGAAACUCCAGAGUAUUGACUACUGCUGCGGAUUUUGCGGCGACGGUGCGAACGAUUGUGGUGCUUUGAAAGCCGCAGAUGUUGGCAUAUCAUUAUCUGAAGCAGAAGCUUCAGUCGCUGCGCCCUUCACCAGCAGAGUGUUCGACAUUACCUGCGUUCCUGAAGUUAUUCGUGAGGGUAGAGCAGCUUUGGUGACCAGUUUCAGCUGUUUCAAGUACAUGAGUCUCUACUCGGCCAUCCAAUUCACGUCCGUGAGCUUUCUAUAUGCGUCUGCAUCAAAUCUUGGGGACUUCCAAUUUCUCUUCAUUGAUUUAAUCCUAAUUCUGCCUAUCGCCAUUUUCAUGGGAUGGACUGGACCUUUCCCUACUCUCUGCCAGAAACGUCCCACAGCCGACCUUGUGUCAAGAAAGGUGUUAACACCACUCUUGGGUCAAAUAGCUAUUUGCAUCCUUAUUCAAGCCGUUGCAUUUCAAGCAGUGCGACGACAGCCUUGGUUCAUUCCCCCUCAUCUUGAUAAGGACAAAUCCAACAUCGAAAAUUCCGAAAACACUACACUAUUUUUGGUAUCUUGCUUUGAAUACAUUCUUUCUGGAAUCGUCCUAAGUGUGGGGAAGCCAUUCCGUCAAUCCAUGGCACAUAACCGUAAGCAUUUACAAGCCUUCCUCUACUGUUCUCACUAACUAACGCUGACUCAGUACCGUUUGUCGUCACAAUUGUCGUAGCAUUGCUGUUCUCGUUAUAUAUGCUCUUUGAUCCGUCUCAAUGGUUGGUAAAUUUUAUGCAGUUAACUGAAAUGAGUUGGGACUUUGAGGUUUUUAUCCUGGUCCUAGCAGUUGGAUAUAUUUUCCUGGCAUGGUCGUCUGAAAACUAUCUGCUACCAAAGCUCGGAAAGUAUUUGGGGAUUUUAAAGACGUCAAUCACCCGGAAGCCUAAGCAGAGAAAAACCUACAAAUUGGUGUUGGAGGAGAUGCGCUUGAGUUCACUGCAGUAAUAUAUUGCGGUGAAUGCACGAAUAGGAAACAGUGUAAAAAUAUAUAUAUAUGUAGACAAGCUAGGUAAUAGAUGGUUCGCAAACUAGCAGUGCGGUCUAACGACAAUGACAGAAUACUGUAUCUUGUCGAAUCUUAUUGAAAAUAUUGAAUCUAUUUGGAACACUAGUUC
This is a messenger RNA of Sclerotinia trifoliorum, 4982 nucleotides long. The record is from the annotation of a GenBank genome assembly. NCBI's taxonomy places the organism in Eukaryota, Fungi, Ascomycota, Leotiomycetes, Helotiales, Sclerotiniaceae.